AUACUUGUAACUCACCUCAUGAAGCUUUAAAGUGAUAUUUUAAUUUUUUCACAGCAUGUCCUUAAAGUCCUUGUAGAACCAUCGAACACAUUACUUUGGCUUAGAAUAGACUCGAUAACAAACGUUUAAGUUUACCGCCUCAAUGUGAGCUGCCCUUGGCAUUUCGGUUUUCUGACUCUGAAAAUGCGUCAAAAUUUGAAAAAUAAUUUGCUCAAAGAGAAAAACAAAACGAAAAAAUAAAAAUAUUUUCAUUUUAACGAUUGAAAAAAAUAUAUAAGUAGAAACUAAAUUAAAAACGAUAAAUGAUUCAUCAUUUUUAGUUUGGCACGAUGGACAGCUAAUAUUUUUGCGUGCGUGGGUCCUCGUAAAAAGGGUGCGUUUACUCUGACGUCACAGCAUUUUCCCCGACUCGACCAAGCUUUUAUACAUCAACAUCAUGUUUCAUGGGAUACCAGGUACAGGAGGAAUAGGUGGAGCUCCAGCCAAUAAACCUGAGCUGUAUGAGGAAGUGAAGCUAUACAAAAAUGCCAGGGAAAGAGAAAAGUACGACAACAUGGCAGAGUUGUUUGCUGUUGUAAAGACUCUGCAGGCCCUGGAAAAGGCUUACAUCAAAGACUGCGUAACACCCAAUGAGUACACUGGCUCCUGUUCAAGACUCUUGGUUCAGUAUAAAGCUGCUUUCAAGCAGGUGCAGGGAUCCGAUGUGGGCUCCAUUGAUGAUUUUUGCAGGAAGUACAGACUCGACUGUCCACUUGCAAUGGAGAGGAUCAAGGAGGAUCGGCCUAUCACCAUCAAGGAUGACAAGGGCAACCUCAAUCGCUGCAUUGCAGAUAUAGUCUCUCUUUUCAUCACUGUUAUGGACAAACUCAGACUGGAGAUCAGAGCCAUGGAUGAAAUUCAACCAGACCUGAGAGAGCUGAUGGAAACCAUGAAUAGAAUGAGCAACAUGCCUCCAGACUCAGAGGCUAAGGACAAAGUCAAUCUGUGGCUGACCACACUCAGCAGCAUGUCUGCCUCAGAUGAGCUGGAUGAUAAUCAGGUUCGCCAGAUGCUGUUCGAUCUGGAGUCGGCCUACAAUGCCUUCAACCGCUUCCUGCACUCUUCCUAAAAUAGUCUGUCAUUUCUCUGUGUGUUUUUAGUUAAGAUGCUACUCUCCUGAUUGUUUUAGCACACAGAAGUAAAUCCCUGGACAGGUUUCCAAUCUCAUAUCCCUUCAAUUUAAUUUUGAUUUUUUUUUUGUUUCACACCAUCUUUUGGAGUUGUUAGUCCAGUUUUAUUUCCCAGCUCCACUCCUUUGUAUAUCAUAAACAUUCAACCUGCUGUCUUAGUUGAUUUGUCCUUUACUGUAAACUGCUCUUUUGGCCUUGUGUUUUUUUUACAUACCUAAAUGUGUAAAAAAUACUUCUGUGGCUUUAUUCUGGCUUCAACCGAACAGUUUACUCUUAACUUUGUACAUAUGAUUAAAAAGGGUCUAAUUUUAUAGCUGUUUGGCAGAGUAUCAUUAAAAAAACCAUUUAAAGUGUACCACCGGAGAAAACAGCCAAAGCCUUUGAUUCCCUAAUGUGUUGCUUGUGUUUGAUUUCCCCUAAUGCUUGUACUGUAGAGUUCUGUUGUAGUGGAUGGAUGAAAGGAAAUGGGUUUAGGUACAGCAGAUAUGAAAAAUCACUCGAAGGACUAAUUGAUCCGCUCUUCUCAUUAGUGAUAAUCUUGAAGCUCAGGUGAAGGAAUGGUUCACAUUGAUCACUUGUUUUUUCUCUUUUCUGUUCUUAAACAUGUUUAAUCCGUGUUUUCUUUAGAAUUGAGGGUUCAAACACACAAAUUAGCAAAUACUAAGGUGAAAGAACUUCUUAUUUAUUGUGCUUGAUAAAUGUGUUUUAGCCCUCAAAUGAAAGUAGGGAGAACAUAUUUAUUAAGAUUCAUCAUUGUAAAUAAUAGUAAUGCCUUUUAAAUAAAAGCAUGUAACACCUUUUAGAAAUAAAUGUCUGAAAACAAAAA
Molecule: messenger RNA, 1995 nt
Organism: Oryzias melastigma (Indian medaka)
Lineage: Eukaryota; Metazoa; Chordata; Actinopteri; Beloniformes; Adrianichthyidae
Gene: vps28
Product: VPS28 subunit of ESCRT-I
Exons: 10
Coding region: 437-1108 (223 amino acids)
Biological process (GO): protein transport to vacuole involved in ubiquitin-dependent protein catabolic process via the multivesicular body sorting pathway
Cellular component (GO): ESCRT I complex
Molecular function (GO): protein-containing complex binding
Source: RefSeq, a predicted model, not a curated record